AUCUGCGAACUAUACGUGGCCGAGUACGAGUUUUCGGUCCUGGACGACGUCUUCGUGAUCCACGACGGCUUCAGAGAGGACAGGUACAUGCAGAGCCGCGAGACGCGGCUGGACCUGAAGGCGAACGCGAUGCGGAGCCGCGCGUUUCGCGCGCAGGUCUCCAGCAAGUAUAAUCAAACGUCGAGGAAGUGCGAGUCGUGGUUCCUGCAUUCGCUGGAGUUCGUGCACGUGAUCUGCGAAGUGUACGUAAGCGGGUUCCGUCUGGAGGUGCUCGACUCGGCCUACGUGAUACACGACGGCUGGAAAUGGGACUGGGCGAUCCCGAGCCGGGGGAAGCGGCAGGACCUGCACGACAACGUGGCCAGGUUCGUCCGGUUCCGGGAGGACCUGGCCGCGAAGUACCCGGGGGCGGGGCGGUCGUGCACGGCGGCGAUCCUGUCUCGCGCGGUCGAGAUCGUGCAAUACGUCGUUGGACACGCUCGUCUAGGAGCGAUGAGGGGCACGAGGAGUCCAGUGCGGGGAGAGGGGGAAGUUCAGAGCGAUCUCGAAAUGAAGAGACGAAGGGGCACGCUAGUGAGGUGCGUGGCCAAGUGCGUCGUCGCCGCUUUCGUCGCUCUCCUCGCGUUCGUCGUGGUGGUGGAUUUCGUCGCGAUUCCGAUCGCGCUGUCGCGGAGGCAGCAGAGACCGGUCGGAACGCCAGACGCCGACCUGCUCCGAGAGCUGAUACGAUCCCGCCCCGACCUGGUGCUGGACGAGAGCGGGGAGUUCGGAAUCUCGUACCGCCACGUGGAGGGACGGCGAGGCGGCGAGAGGAACUACUCCGACGUGACCUGGGUCACCCUCUUCUCCCUCGAACACCUUCAUCAAGUCGCCCAAAUCGCCCAGCUCUGGCAGGGGCCGAUGUCCGUGUCGGUGCUGGCGGAGACGACGGAAGAGAUCGAAGCGACGGCGAGAGCCAUCGACUGCCUGGUGGAGACGGAGCCGGCCGUCGCGGAUCACGUGACGUUCCACCUCGUGUUCGGCCUGCGGCGGGGGUCGCGGGGGCGGCGGUUCCGCGAGGCCGCGGGAUGCGCGGAGGUGCUGGCGUCGCUGCGGGCGGCGGAGGCGGGUGUGAGGAACUUCGCGAGCCGGGAGUUCGAGUUCCCGCCGAACCUGCUGAGGAACGUGGCGCGGAGGAGCGCGGGCACGGAGUUCGUGUUCGUGGUCGACGGGGAUUUCAUUCCGAGCCCUGGGCUGAGGGCGGAUUUCCUCGGGUUCGCCUCGAGGGAAGGACUGUUCGGCAGGGACGAGUCGGUCGUUUACAUCGUGCCCGCCUUCGAGGCGCCCGAGGGCUUUCGCCUGCCGGAGAACAAACGGGAACUGAUCGGCGAGUGGGAGGACGGAGAGGUCCGACCUUUCUACAGCGGGAUUUUUUCCUUCAUCCAGGGUGGGACAGAUUACCCUCGGUGGAAGGCGUUGCAGCCGGGUACGGGGCUGCACGUUGCCUACGACGUCCCGUGGCAAUACCUCUACGAGCCAUUUGUGAUAGCCAGGAAUACGGUUCCGUACUACGAAGAACGGUUCCGGCAGUUCGGCUGGGACCGUGUCAGUCAGAUCUGCGAAAUGCACGUGGCGGGCUACCAGUUCCGAGUGCUGGACAACGCCUUCGUGCUCCACAGGGGACUGAAGGAGGACACGGCCAUCGCUUCCAAGGAAAAGCGGGAGGACCUCAAGCGGAACGUCAUCAACUUCAUCGCCUUCCGCGAGGAGUUGAUGGCCCGGUACCCCGGGUCGCCGAGGUCCUGCUCCACGCUGCUCUUCUCCCGGUUCAACGAGCUGGCUCAGCUCAUAUCGGGGUCGGUGUGAUGCGACGUCGCGCGGGUUCGACCGGAUCGGCGGAUUACUCCAAAAGUCUGUGCAAUAAAUGGAAUGAAAUCGAGGAUUUCCGAUACGGCAGUGUCGCUGGGACGUUCCACCAUUUCUCACGGGAGGAUUACGAGGAUAAUACGGGUGAAUCCAGAACGGUUCUUUAGCCGGCGGGUCGUGAAUGCAAUCGUGGAUCCGCAGCGUGGCAGAUGCACUGUAUCGUGGAAAUAUCGUCGCUCAUGGAAUGCAUCGUGCAAGAAGGACGUGGGACGAUGGAAGGACGAAGGAGUGAUGUUGAAAUGCGCCGAGUGAUUCAUUUUGCGGUCGCAGGAAAUCAAGGCGGGAAAAAAGUCAAUGCAGAAUGCAGGAAGUGCAUGACAACUAUUGCAGACGACAAUAGCAUGUCCCAACGGAGCGCGUUCGGGUGGCUAUCAAAGUCAAAACGGGUGAUGAGAAACUGCUUCGGCAAGUGUGCGAGUGCCUCGACAUGCGUCUUCCAUCGCCUUCCCGAUAUCCCUCAAACCACUGCUCAAAUUCUACGAAAUAAAAGAGCAUGUAUAACAUAGAGACCAAUUUUAAAAAAAUUAGCAAAAUAAACAUGAAAGAAUGCACAAAUAAAUUU
Darwinula stevensoni is the source of this 2467-nucleotide messenger RNA. Lineage: Eukaryota; Metazoa; Arthropoda; Ostracoda; Podocopida; Darwinulidae. The record is from the annotation of a GenBank genome assembly.